AGGUGAAAACAAACCCCCCCAAAGUUCUGCUAAAAUUUUGGGUUCAAAAAAUUAGGGUUUUUGGUUGAAAAAGGGGGGCAGUCAUGAAUCCAUUAACGUUAGUCAAGCGAUUGCAAAACAUUAAUGCGAAAGAAGCAGACUUAGGAAUAUCGGAGGAAGCAUCAUGGCACGCCAAGUACAAAGAUUCCGCUUACAUCUUUGUCGGUGGCCUUCCGUAUGACCUCACCGAAGGUGAUCUCCUCGCUGUUUUUGCCCAAUAUGGAGAAAUUGUAGACGUUAAUCUUGUUAGAGAUAAGGGUACUGGGAAAUCAAAAGGCUUCGCUUUUCUUGCUUAUGAGGACCAGAGAAGUACAAUUCUUGCUGUAGAUAAUCUUAACGGAGCACAGAUUUUGGGUCGAAUUAUAAGGGUUGAUCAUGCCGAAAAGUAUAAGAAGAAAGAAGAAGAAGAAGAUGAAGAGGAAGAACAGAAAAAAAAGGAGGCCCGGGGGGUUUGUUAUGCUUUCCAGAGAGGUGAAUGUACUCGCGGCGCUGGAUGUAAAUUUUCCCACAAUGAGCAAAGAGCUGCCAAUACUGGUUGGGGUCCUCAGGAUAAUAAAAGUUCAAGAUGGGGAAAUGACAAAUACGAGGGUUCAAAAAAGAGUGACAAAAGUUCCAGCAUGCAGGAGCAUACAGUAGAGAAAAGAGAUGGGAGAGAAGGAAAGAGGUCUAGAAGGUACGAUGGUAAAGAUGCUGGACCAGCAUCUAGAGAAGAUUGUAGUGGUAUUGAAGGAAAGAGAUUAACAAGGCAUAAUGAUGAUGAUCGGUAUAAAAGGGAAGAAAAAAGAUCUAGAUGGCACAAUGAUAGCGAUCUCGAGCCAAGGUCAGUAGAAGAUCGUCAUAGGAGAGAUGAAAAUAGAUCAAGAAGGCAUGGUGACGAUGGAGAAGACAGGGCUAGGUUCAAAGAAGAUAGGAAGGAUGAAAGUAGAUCAAAAAGGCAUGGUGAUGAUGAGUUUGAUCCAAGGCCUAACGGAGACCAUGAUAGGAGAGGAGAAAAACGAAUCUUAAGGAAUGAAUCAGAAUCUCAUCCAAGAGAAGAGCGUGAUAAGAGAGGUGGGGAGAGACGGACAGGCUAUAACAGGGAUUCAUCCUCCCAUCGACAUGGGGAGAGAAAUAAAAACUUUUAGAAAAGCCAAGCUUUGCUUAAUUUGCCUGGAUUUAUCCUAAGCUUUGUUACAAAUAUCAGUAUUUAACUUAAAUAGUUCAUGGGCGAUAAACAAUUGUUGUUAUUUUGAGGUAAUUUCUUGUUUAACCGAUGAUUAAAUUUGACGAAGUUCAAGAGCGGUUUUUACAUUCA
Messenger RNA from Gossypium raimondii (Peruvian cotton), 1333 nucleotides. Its product is annotated as zinc finger CCCH domain-containing protein 25. Gene Ontology annotation, molecular function: RNA binding; metal ion binding. Gene Ontology annotation, cellular component: precatalytic spliceosome; catalytic step 2 spliceosome; U2 snRNP. Lineage: Eukaryota; Viridiplantae; Streptophyta; Magnoliopsida; Malvales; Malvaceae. The transcript has 4 exons. Gene Ontology annotation, biological process: mRNA splicing, via spliceosome. The record is from RefSeq and is a predicted model, not a curated record. The coding region runs from base 84 to 1163 and encodes 359 amino acids.